Messenger RNA from Sitodiplosis mosellana (orange wheat blossom midge), 1027 nucleotides. RefSeq lists its product as uncharacterized. The transcript has 2 exons. Bases 167 to 505 code for a protein of 112 amino acids. The record is from RefSeq and is a predicted model, not a curated record. Lineage: Eukaryota; Metazoa; Arthropoda; Insecta; Diptera; Cecidomyiidae.
CCAUUUCUAUAACAAAAUUAAUUUUACAUUCUUGUUUCAAUCAUUAUCAAAAUAAAACGUGUGCGGAAGAGUACCAGCUCACCUUCAAUCAUCAAAAACCUAUCUCGCCUCUUUUAAUUAACAGCAUUAAACAAAAAUUUUGUUUUUCUCUCAGAAUCAAAGAAACAUGGAAAAUAUGUUAAAAAAUUUUGUGAAUGGAAUUACUGGGGCUGACAACCGAAGAAAAAGCCUUAUAGCUCAAUCAUCGUCGUCAUCGGUAGCAGCAUCAGCAGCAUCAUCAUCAUCAUCAUCAUCCACCAGUAUAUCCCUUCCAAGAGAGGUGCCAAGAGCGGACAAACAAACUGAACGUAAUUUUAGCGGCAAUAGUAAUAGGUAUCUUAGCAAAAUGGAAACGACAAGGAAUCGAACCGAGAGUGAAAGUAGCAACGCAUCGAUGUCAUCUAUGUCGUCUAUUGGCUCACAGAAAGACAAGGACUCAUAUUUUUGGGUGAUGUGGCAUUCCUGAGUCAUUCACUCCAGAGUCGAUCGAUUGUUAAAAAAAGCAUAGUUCAUAGUACGAAUACUGGAUUAGUGUGUCGAUUCACAAUUGCCGAACAGCUAUCACCAAACGGACAUGCUUCCUUUCGAAAAUGGAGAAAUGCCAAUUUGGAUUGAUGUUUUAUGGUUUACAAUCGUAUUAAUUAUGGCUCCCGUACUUUUUUUAUUGACAAUGGCAAUAAGCGAAUUGCCCGUUCUUCUUUUUCGUAUGAUGCGAUUCAAAACCAAUUGAUUAAACAAACAAAAAAAUGAUUGUUUCAAAACAAAAUUUAUUGAUAUUCAAAAUGAAUAGGACAUAUCUGGUUUCGUUUCUCUCUCUCUCACACACACACACACACAUACCAGUCAAUAAUAAUUCAUUGAGGGCCUUGAAUGUAAAAUAGAUAAGUCUCUACCAUAAAAAUAAAACUGUGUGUCAAAAAAUCAAUCACCAAUUUUUUAGAGUAAGAUUUUGUACUAGAAUUAAAAUUAAUAAAUAUAAGCAGCUAAA